AUGCCAGUUAUACUUGAAGAUUACCAAAAAAACUUCUUAGAACUAGCCAUAGAAUGUCAAGCUUUGAGAUUCGGCGAAUUCACUCUGAAAUCAGGCAGAAAGUCACCAUACUUCUUCAACCUAGGGCUCUUCAACACAGGUAAAUUGUUGUCCAAUUUAGCUACAGCCUACGCCAUCGCCAUCAUCCAAUCCGAUAUAAAAUUCGAUGUCAUUUUUGGUCCCGCCUAUAAAGGUAUUCCAUUGGCCUCUAUUGUCUGUGUCAAAUUGUCCGAGAUCGGUGGUUCGAAAUUCCAAGAUAUCCAAUACGCUUUCAACAGAAAGGAGGCUAAGGAUCACGGCGAAGGUGGGAACAUUGUUGGGGCAUCCUUGGAAGGCAAGAGAAUCUUGAUUAUCGAUGACGUCAUGACUGCCGGCACUGCUAUCAACGAAGCAUUUGAAAUCAUCAAGAAGGAAAAGGGACAGGUCGUUGGAAGCAUCAUUGCUUUGGAUAGACAGGAAGUCGUAGACUUAGAAUCCAAGGACCGUUUGAGUGCCACUGCUGCUGUUAGUCAAAGGUAUAACAUCCCAGUCUUAAAUAUCGUGUCGUUAUCUCAUGUUAUGAGCUAUUUGGAGACUAGAAUGGGUUCUGAAGAAAAAAAUAAAAUCCAGGAAUAUCUUCAAGUUUACGGUGCUUGA
Molecule: messenger RNA, 675 nt
Organism: Arxiozyma heterogenica
Lineage: Eukaryota; Fungi; Ascomycota; Saccharomycetes; Saccharomycetales; Saccharomycetaceae
Gene: URA5
Product: orotate phosphoribosyltransferase URA5
Exons: 1
Coding region: 1-675 (224 amino acids)
Biological process (GO): pyrimidine ribonucleoside biosynthetic process; 'de novo' pyrimidine nucleobase biosynthetic process; pyrimidine nucleotide biosynthetic process
Cellular component (GO): cytoplasm
Molecular function (GO): orotate phosphoribosyltransferase activity
Source: RefSeq, a predicted model, not a curated record